AUGGCGCCGGCGAGGGCGACGGUGGGCGUCUCCGGCAUACCCAUGACGGCCGUCGCGCGGGAGCUCUUCGACUUCUUCGAAGGCGCCGUCGGCUCCGUCUUCGCCUGCGAGAUAUUCACCGUCCACGAGAACUGGAAGUCCCGCGGCGCCGGGAGAAUCCAGUUCGAGACCGUCGACGCCGCCGAGGAGGCCCUGCGCCGCCACGCCGACGGCCGGCUGGGGGUUUUCCAGCGCGCGCGCCUCCUCCUGUCCGAGGUAUUCGACGACAUCAUCGUCAGGCCGGCGGAGCCCCGGAACCGCCUGUGCGGAGCGGUUCUGCGCGCCGGUUUCCUCUCGGGAGAACGCGAGAUGGAGGUGCUCGAGACUUGGGAAGGCGUCCGGGUGGAGCUGAUGCCGGAGAGGCAGAAGGUGGAGGUGUUGCUGGAGCAGGAGGGGCGCCUCUACAAGCUGGAAAUAAUGUUUGGGGAUAUCAGCGGGAGCUUUAUCUGUUCCGUGCGUGAAGAGAGAGAAACUGCAAUCCUCCUCAAGGUAGCGCCAUCUGCAUUUGAACAAAUUGAUCAGGAAACUCUCAGACAAUGUCAUCUAUUAUUCAUGCGAGUUGCUCCUCCUGUACAAUCCCUGCACGGAAUUCCCCCCUGAGAAAAGGGAAACUUCGCAACUUCCGUUUCGCAUUACUCGAACUUCGCAUUACGGAAUUGGAAUGGCAGAUUAUGUCAUCAGACGGGUUUUUUGGGAGUCAUACAGCAUCAAAAAUUGACCAUAGACUCUAAAAACCUUAAAGUCCACGGUCUAAUCUGUAGCAGGCGCAAAGGUCCGUUCAAAAUCUGCAUACUUUCUUUGGCAUUUUUUACUUCGUUCUUUCGUCUGUGGAUCAUCACGAUUUUACUUAUUCCCAUUAGCUCCACAAAGUCAGAGAGAACCUUUCAGACUCACCUUCCCGCCGGACUUUGCAUCUGAAUUCUCGGGCAUUUGACUAAUCUUAAGAGAUCUGUUCGUCCAUUUGACUGGCAUCUGACAUGAUUUUUUUCUUGAUUUUUUCUGAAGCUGAAAUACGCACCGAGGAUAUACCAUAGAAUUUCUGGUCCCACUCUUACGCCAAGAUUCAGAGUUGACCGGUACCAUUUCUGCAAAGAGGACUUUCAGUUUCGCUGGGUUCGCUCGGUUGACUUUUCAGCAUCCCGCUCUAUUGGGCAAUCGUCGUAUUUCUGUCUGGAUUUCCCUGGGGAAUCAUCCAGAUUGGAAGAUGCGAUUAGAAAUCUUCCUCUCUAUGAAUCGCUUGGUGAUCUACGUAUGACCAAGGGAAGAGAGAAUCAUUGUUCAUCAGAAUUUCCUCCCAUUAUCAGCUACCGACUCGAUCCUCUUUCGCCUCUGCCAUAUGAGAUCUUCUUCCAACUUAAUUAUCUUGUGCACACGCAGAAGAUCUCCCACGGGCAAGUCAACUCAAGACUCUUUCACAGAUUAAGCAGCUUGCCAGUGGAUAAGGCUGGGCAGAUCCUGGUGAAGCUGCGGAGGGAGAAAUCCACCUGCUUCGAUCCUGCGAAAUUCAUCGAGGAUCACUCGGGCAAAGCCCAGAGAGAUCAGAGGAGUCAUGUUUCCUCGAGCAACACGGUGAUGAAUUGCCACCGAGCUCUCGUGACUCCGUCGAGGGUUUACCUUGUGGGCCCUGAGCUGGAAGCAUCCAACUAUGUGCUGAAGCAUUACGUUGCAUACGCCUCCGAUUUCCUUCGAGUAUCCUUCGUUGAGGAAGACUGGAGUAAGAUUCCCUCCGAUGCGAUCUCAACGAGGAUCGAAUCAGGCGCGUUCUCAGAGCCCUACAGGACCAGCAUUUACCGCCGGAUAUUCUCCGUUCUAAGGGAAGGGAUCUCCAUUGGCGAGAAGAAGUUCGAGUUCUUAGCCUUUUCUGCCAGUCAACUCCGUGGACAUUCGGCCUGGAUGUUCGCCUCCAACCAUGGUGUCAGGGCAGAGGAAAUCAGAGCCUGGAUGGGUCGGUUCAAUAAAAUAAGAAGCGUUUCUAAAUGUGCGGCGAGGAUGGGCCAGCUAUUCAGCUCCUCGAUCCAAACAUUCAACGUCCCCCACCAGGAGGCGGAGAUUAUUCAGGACGUUGAAGCUUCUGCAAAUGGGAUCGACUACUGUUUCUCAGAUGGGAUCGGGAAGAUCUCUCUGUCCUUUGCCAGGCAAGUCGCCCAGAAGUGUGGACUGAAUCACACCCCUUCCGCCUUCCAGAUAAGGUAUGGCGGCUACAAGGGCGUUGUAGCCAUCGAUCGCAACUCCUUCCGGAAGCUCUCGCUGCGAAGGAGCAUGCAGAAGUUCGAUUCGACGAACACCAUGCUCAAUGUGACCAGGUGGAGUGAGAGCACGCCGUGCUAUCUGAACAGGGAGAUCAUCUGUCUUCUGUCAACGUUGGGCGUGAGGGAUGAAGUCUUUGAAGAUCUUCAGCGCAAGAACAUGCGCGAUCUGGAUGAAAUGCUUGAUAACAGAGAGGCAGCCAUGAAGGUUCUGGAGGGCGCGGCCGGAGGUGACGCUAGAACAGCCAUGAAGAUGCUGAUUCAUGGCUACGAGCCGAGCGCCGAACCCUAUCUUUCCAUGCUCCUCAAAGCUCGCCACGAAUCCCAGCUCUCUGAGAUGAGGAGUAAGUGCCGGAUAUUUGUACCCAGGGGCCGUGUCCUGAUCGGCUGCUUGGACGAAGCGCGCGCUCUGAACUACGGCCAAGUUUACGUCAGAGUGACCAUGACGAGCUCAGAGCUGCAAGACGGAGACCGAGCUUUUUUCAGAAAGAUCGACGGGACGACGGCGGCUGUGAUUGGGAAAGUGGUCGUCACGAAGAACCCCUGCCUCCAUCCGGGCGACAUUCGAGUUCUUGAUGCGGUAUAUGAAUGGAUUCUGGAGGAGAAGGGCCUGGUCGACUGCAUCGUCUUUCCCCAGAAAGGAGAGAGGUAGUACCUCGUAUCUCAAGCUUUGAACCCCUUUUUUUCCCUCUUUUUUUUGUUCUUUUACAAAACUUCUUGGCUAUACAACUUCCUACAAGAGGACGGAUCUGCCUGCAUGAGAGAUCCAAGGCGACGGCUGGUACUAGUAUCGACGGCGAUGUAAGUCCUCGCCUUUGGAUUCUGCUCCGGGCAAAGAAGGAUUACGGCUCACUGGUGUAAUUAGCUGAUUGUGAUUUUAGCUCCGGCAUGAACGUUGACCCUCAACUCUAUACCAUAUUGGGCAAGAUUCGGCCUUUAACCGGCUGCGGGAGGAAGAUAAAUGGUUCUUCGUGUGAUAAUCUCGAAAUGUUGUUGCCAUGAAGGCUAAUCAAGCCUCGUCGAACCAAACUUUACAGACCGUCAUCAUCGCAGCUUGAACUGCGAUGCUCUUUUUUGGAACUCGCCGAAAGAAUGGUGUCGUGAACGAUUUCUUUUCCCCUUAUAUGACAAUUCUGAUUCAUCGCAGGCCUCAUCCAAGUGAGUGCUCCGGCGGCGACCUGGACGGCGACCUGUAUUUUGUUUCCUGGGACGAAAAUCUCAUCCCCCCGACGACUGACGAGCCAAUGGAUUACAUCCCCCGUAGGCCUCGUAUCAUGGACCAUGAGGUAACAUUGGAGGUAUGAAGAAACAAAUUUCCACUUCUGUCUCGAGAAUCUGAUAUUAUUUUAUGCAUCAUCCUCCAUCACCUCUCUCUCUCUCUCUCUCUCUCUCUCUCUCUCUCUACAUAUACAUUUUUAUGAUGCGGAGAGCUUAGGAUUAUUAUUGGGCUGACUUCACGCGAUCAAUGGUCAAAUGAGGCAGGAAAUUCAGAGGUUCUUCGUGGACUACAUGAUCAAUGAUACCCUCGGAGCGAUCUCGACAGCCCAUCUUGUCCAUGCAGACCGUGCGCGAAGCAAAGCUCGGAGCGGCGCCUGCCUGCAACUGGCGAGACUCCAUUCCGCGUCCGUUGACUUCGCGAAAUCCGGGGCGCCGGCAGAGAUGCCGAAGCUUCUCAGGCCCAAGGAGUACCCGGACUUCAUGGAAAGAUGGGACAAGCCCACAUACACCUCGAGCGGGGUACUGGGGAAGCUCUACAACAGGAUCGCAGAGCGCCGCCACCCCCGCGCGGCUUCCUCGAAUCCGGUCAACUUCGACGGGGACCUCCAGGUCAAAGGCUUCGAGGCCUUUCUUGACGCCGCAAAGGGCCACAGGGACCUGUACGCGGAGAAACUGAGAGACCUAAUGGACUACUUCGGAGCAACCUGCGAGGACGAGAUUCUGACGGGUAAUCUCCGAAACAGGUCGGUGUACUUGCGGACGGACAGGCGGAGGUACGCCGAAGUCAAAGACCGGAUCUUGGUGGCGAUCGGGGCCUUGCAGGAGGAGGCGGGGGGUUGGCUCCGAGACGGCUGUAGUGAGGACGACCGGCCGAAGAUGGCGUCUGCAUGGUACCACGUUACCUACCACCCGAACUACGGCUUGGACUCGAGCUUCUUGAGCUUUCCCUGGGCCAUUUGCGACAUUCUGCUGUCAAUAAAGUCUCGGAAGUGCGUCCAUAUCUGA
Spirodela intermedia is the source of this 4508-nucleotide messenger RNA. The record is from the annotation of a GenBank genome assembly. NCBI's taxonomy places the organism in Eukaryota, Viridiplantae, Streptophyta, Magnoliopsida, Alismatales, Araceae.